Molecule: messenger RNA, 762 nt
Organism: Vanderwaltozyma polyspora DSM 70294
Lineage: Eukaryota; Fungi; Ascomycota; Saccharomycetes; Saccharomycetales; Saccharomycetaceae
Gene: UBC6
Product: E2 ubiquitin-conjugating protein UBC6
Exons: 1
Coding region: 1-762 (253 amino acids)
Source: RefSeq, a predicted model, not a curated record
AUGGCUACAAAACAAGCACACAAACGUUUGACGAAGGAAUAUAAGAUGAUGAUGGAGAAUCCUACUCCAUAUAUUAUUGCUCGACCUAAUGAGAGUAAUAUUUUGGAAUGGCACUAUGUUAUUACAGGCCCUCCAGAUUCGCCUUAUCAUGAUGGUCAGUAUCAUGGUACUUUGACAUUUCCAAGUGAUUACCCAUACAAACCACCUGCUAUUAGGAUGGUUACGCCGAAUGGUCGUUUUAAAGAGAAUACCAGGCUUUGUCUUUCGAUGAGUGAUUACCAUCCAGAUACGUGGAAUCCAGGCUGGUCAGUAGCAACGAUACUAAAUGGGCUACUAAGUUUCAUGACUGGCGACGAACAAACGACAGGAUCCAUCACCACUACGGAACAACAAAAGAAAAUACUGGCUAGGAAAUCUAUAGAAUACAAUACUUAUCAGAGCAUCAGGUUCAAGACAGUUUUCCCAGAUAUAGUUGAAGAGAACAUAAAAGUUAUUGAAGAGAAGAAAAAUAAUCAGAAUGAAAAGGAAGACGAGUUGUUAGCAGGAACUAAGAAACAAGAAGACGCAAUUGCAAAUGCAGCCAAGGAGAAACCGAUUUCCUUAGAAGAAAUUCUAGAUCCAGAAGAUCGAAUCAGAGCAGAACAGACCCUAAAGGCUAUCCAGGAAAAGGGUAAUGAAAACAAUAAUCCACAAGGUAGCUCAUCGACUUUAUACAUCAUUAUAGCGGUAUUCUUAUUCUUCCUGGGACUAUCGAUGAAAUAA